This is a messenger RNA of Rhagoletis zephyria (snowberry fruit fly), 2300 nucleotides long. RefSeq names its product negative elongation factor complex member TH1 (gene TH1). Lineage: Eukaryota; Metazoa; Arthropoda; Insecta; Diptera; Tephritidae. The record is from RefSeq and is a predicted model, not a curated record. Gene Ontology annotation, cellular component: nucleus; NELF complex. Gene Ontology annotation, biological process: negative regulation of transcription elongation by RNA polymerase II. Gene Ontology annotation, molecular function: RNA binding.
AAAAGACGCGAAAUGCCAGAGAAUACAAAGGUGAAAAGCGACUGUUUUUGUUUACGCCAGCAAAAGUGCAAUAUUUCAGAAAACUCAAUUAAACAAAGUUUUGAAUUUUCCAAUCAACAUGGAAAUGGAGUACGAAGAUGCUGGUUGGCAAGGUCGCCAAAAAGCACCUGGCGAGGAUGAGGAAAUGCCCGAAGAUAAUCCCCAGGAAACUAUUCAAGAAUGUCUGGAAAAGUUUCUUACUCCAGAUUACAUAAUGGAACCUGGUAUUUUCACGCAACUUAAACGCUACUUCCAGUCGGGCGGUUCGCCUGAAGAAGUCAUCACAAUGCUGUCUGAGAACUAUAAAGCCGUUGCUCAAAUGGCGAAUCUUCUGGCUGAAUGGCUUAUACUUGCGGGCGUAAAGGUCACGGAUGUGCAGGCAAUGGUCGAAAAUCAUUUGAAAGACAUGAUUUUAAAAACAUUUGAUCCGAAAAAGGCCGACACAAUCUUUACAGAGGAAGGUGAAACUCCCGAUUGGCUGACUGAAAUGAUCGACCAUCAUACAUGGCGAUCGUUGAUAUAUCGCUUAGCAGAGGAAUAUCCUGAUUGUUUGAUGCUAAAUUUCACCAUCAAACUAAUCUCAGAUGCCGGGUUUCAAAGCGAAAUCACAUCAAUUUCAACUGCAGCGCAGCAAAUUGAGGUAUUUUCACGUGUACUAAAGACAUCUAUUACAAAAUUCCUGAACAAUCCUGAAGACAUACAAAGUGCUAUACAAGAAUGCGCCCGCAUGGUAUGCCACGGCCAACACACUUACGUUUACUCGCAAGUUCUGAUACAAGUGCUCAGUCAGGAGCCAAAGGGUGGAUUCAAUAUGAAACGGCUCUCGCAGGAAAUCACCAAAUAUGCACUGCAAAACAAUCAAAAUGUAACGCCCAUAACUAUGGCGCUUAACGGUUCAGCAGCCUAUCCGCAAGCAUGCCAGGCACUCUCCUCCAUGCUGUCGCGCAACACCCUCAAUCCAGCAGAUAUUACGGUAUUGUUUCGUAACUAUUCCGCCGCGGAUCCGCCACCAAUCGAUUUAAUACGCAAUCCACAAUUCCUUGAGCUGCUAGUGGAUUCAUUAUUCAAGGCAGGAGUAAAAAUAAACCCUGAACAUAAGUCUAAGUACAUUUAUUUGCUGGCAUAUGCUGCUUCUGUAGUGGAUACUCCGGCCAAAAAACGACCGAUGACCGAACGCGUACUGAACAAAGAUGAACUGAAAAGCACCAUACAAGCAAUCGAGAAAGUGCACGCAAUAUGCAAUGUAAACAAAGGCUCCACCGAACUUAUUGCCGAAUUGCAGACGCUCUAUAAUUGCAUUAAAUAUCCUGUGGUUGGCGUUGGCGUCAUACGUUGGAUUGAAAACACUGUUACAGAACCAUCUUACUUCAAACUGUCUACAGACAGUUGUCCCACUCACUUGGCUAUACUCGACGAAGUGGCAGCCGUGCAUUCGACGCUGCAUCAGCAAAGUUUACGAUUACUCAUUCGGCUUUUCGAAUCAAAACAAGAUGAACUGGAAAUUUUGGUACAAUUAGAAAUGAAAAAAAUGUUAUUGGAUCGCAUGGUUAAUUUGCUGACCCGCGGCUGUGUUGUGCCAGUAGUGAAAUACAUCAAGCAAUGUUGCGCUAAGGGUGAUACAGAUAUAUCGCUGAUACGUUACUUUGUUACCGAAGUGCUAGAGACAAUAACACCACCUUACUCUCCAGAAUUUGUGCAAUUAUUUUUGCCAAUGGUAGAGAACGAGGAAAUAACAGGUACUAUGCGUGGUGAAGGCGAUAACGAUCCGGUUUCGGAAUUUAUCGUACAUUGCAAGGCCCGUUACACCACAGUUUAAAGCUUCUUAAUACGAAGAAAAAUAAGACAAUUUUUAAGCUCAGUUACGUAUGCGUGUAAAAAAAAAGAACACGCCUAUACAUAAAAUAAACAAAUAUUUUCUACCUACGCAUAAAAAGCUCCCAACAGUAUGUCAUUUGCCAUUGUGAUGACACAAACUUUAGUUAGGUAUCUUAUCUACUAAAACAAACCGUUUACAGUUCAAGCAGCAUAUAAUUGUAUAGUAUCUUUUAAUUUAACUUUUUAAGUUUGCUGACAGCUUAAAAUUGAUUGUCGCUUUUUCGCGAGUAAAUAUUAAUUACAUUUACAUUUUUUUUUAUGUUCGUAUCUACAUAUGUACAUACAUACAAACGUACAUAAUUGCAAAUAUGUAUGAUUCACACAUCCGGCUAGUUAUUGGGAAUCGCAAGGCAAACAAAAAAUAAAAUAAAAAUAUUUAUAACAUU